This is a messenger RNA of Cuculus canorus (common cuckoo), 8328 nucleotides long. It is a transcript of the gene PLB1, whose product is annotated as phospholipase B1. Gene Ontology annotation, molecular function: A2-type glycerophospholipase activity; phosphatidylcholine lysophospholipase A1 activity; retinyl-palmitate esterase activity. Bases 221 to 4615 code for a protein of 1464 amino acids. Gene Ontology annotation, cellular component: brush border membrane. The transcript has 59 exons. The record is from RefSeq and is a predicted model, not a curated record. Gene Ontology annotation, biological process: phospholipid metabolic process. Lineage: Eukaryota; Metazoa; Chordata; Aves; Cuculiformes; Cuculidae.
AUGGGUGCUUGGGGUUGAAGGCAAGUGGGUUUGAGAAGCUGAGCCACUGCCAUCUGCUGCAUUCAGGGAAGCCUAGCUCAGUGGCAGCAUCACAGACAGGAGAGAGCUAUGUGUUGUUUCCUCAGAUGCAGCAUCAUCUUUUAAGGCUUGCCCUAAUGUGGUUCCACUCACUGAGUGAAAAAUGUGGUGAAUAAGAAGACACGGAGCACCUGGACAGUGCAUGUUUGGCUCUUUUAGCCACAAAACAGGUAAUGCAGAUCAUCUGGAAGAACAGAGAAAACUAAAGGCUCUAAGAAGCUUCCAGUUUUCAUGUGAGCAGGCAAUGUUACCUGAGACUCCUUCAUCAUCAGUUCAUGCUUUGAGGCCAGCUGACAUUAAAACAGUUGCUGCAAUAGGAAGUUUGCAAAGAACACCAGGGUCUGGUGCAGAUCAUGAGGAUUUACUUAAAAGGACAGGAAAGAGCCUCCUUGAAGUAAGCGUGGAAACUUUAGCAGCUCUCAUUAGCAGUUUUAAUCCCUCGGUCCUACACCAAUCUCCUCCAUCUGCCAUAAAGGGAGCGGCAGCAGACAAUCAGACCACAGGCCUCCUGCAUCAAGCUGAAGAAAUAGUGAAUCUCAUGAAAAAGAAUCAGAUGGUGGACUUCCAAAAUGACUGGAAACUGAUAACAGUUUUUUUUAGUGCUGAAAACCUGUGCUCUUCUUGUGCCUCCACACAACUGAGGAACUGUGUAUUUGACAACCUGGAAGAACUUAAAGCUGUCUUGGAUUUUUUGUAUAAAAAAGUCCAGAAGGCCUUUGUAAAUCUGGUGGAUUCUACUGAGCUUGCAACUUCCUGUCUUGCAUGCCAGGAUUACAAUAAUGCCAGGAAUCAGUGCGAUUGUGUUGGUGAACGCUCCACAGUGGAUGACAAUAUAUUGAGGUGGUCCUAUCGGAAUGCUUGGGAAAAACUGCUGAAGUCUGGGAGAUAUGAUCAAAAGGACGACUUCACUGUUGUUCUUCAGCCUACUCUCCAAGAAAGAAAUUUGCUGCUCAGACCGGUUAGAGAUGGUUUCAUUGCCACAUCAGAGACACAAGUGAAAACUCUGGAAGAAUAUUAUACUUUCAUGGCUGUGGCCCUCUGGAACAACAUGAUGGAGCCAUUUGGACAGAAGCAGCCUUAUGAUUUCACAGAAGUGCUUCGUGUCCAGUGUCCAUCUCAGGAGAAUCCGUAUUUGUUCACAUAUAGAAAUAGUAACUACUCGUCUUUCCCAGAGACAACAAACACCAAAGACACAUCUCAGCAGAGGAUUUACGGAACCAAUAUUCCCUGUUUUGACCGUGGUCCUUCUGAUACAGUCCCGUUUUCAGUUCAUAAUUUGAAACCAGCAGAUAUUCGAGUGAUUGCUGCCCUGGGAGAUUCACUCACAGCAGGUAAUGGGGCAGCAUCCAAACCCCAUGAUGUCCUGGAUGUCCUGACUCAAUACCGAGGUGUUUCUUGGAGUAUUGGAGGCAAUGAAAACAUAAGCACAGUCACGACAUUAGCAAACAUUCUUCGUGAGUUCAACCCAUCUCUGAUAGGGUAUUCUAUUGGCACUGGAAAGGAGACGACAGAUAAUGCUGCACUCAACCAAGCUGUGGCAGGCAGUCAUGCAGAGGAUGUUCCUGCACAGGUUAGAAGACUGGUGAAUCUAAUGAAGAAUGAUACUCGAAUAAAUAUGACUGACUGGAAGCUCAUAACACUUUUCAUAGGAGGAAAUGACCUAUGCGAAUUCUGCAACAAUCCAGUACAAUAUUCUCCUGAAAACUACACCUACAACCUACAAACAGCUUUGGACAUACUUCACAGAGAGGUUCCACGGGCAUUUGUGAACCUGGUGACAGUGAUUUCCAUAACAAGCCUCCGGGAGCUGUACACAUCAGAAAGUAAUAGCUGUCCAAAGCUGCUUAUGAGGCUCCUGUGCCCUUGUGUUCUAAACAUUAAGGACAAUUCUACUGAGUUAAAGAAGUUGAUCUACUUUAACAGAAGGUAUCAGGAGAGAACCCAUCAAUUAGUGGAAAGUGGAAGGUAUGAUACUACAGAUGAUUUCACAGUGGUUAUGCAGCCAUUUCUGACGAAUGUGAAGAUGCCAAAAACACAGGAAGGGUUGCCGGAUAGUUCAUAUUUUGCUCCAGACUGCUUCCACUUCAGCCAGAAGUCUCACUCCCAAGCUGCACGUGCUUUGUGGAACAACAUGCUGGAACCCGUAGGGAAGAAGACAGAUAAUCAGGAAAUGGAAGAUGAGAUUGUUCUCAAAUGUCCAAGUGAGGCUGAACCAUUCCUCAGGACAUAUAAGAACAGUAAUUACACAUACUCUAACCAAACUCCAAAUUAUGGAAGCCAGCUGCUAUGUGAGGACAGAUCUCCAUCCUCCCCCCCUGCAACUUCAGUGCAUACCCUAAAGCCAGCUGAUGUGAAAAUUAUAGCAGCCCUUGGAGAUUCUUUGACGGCUGGUACAGGAAUUGCCUCAGAUAAUCUCCUGGAUUUGGGCACUCAGUACCGGGGACUGUCUUGGAGUAUUGGUGGAGAUGCAUCAUUACAGAAUGUGACAACUCUACCUAACAUCCUUCGAGAAUUCAAUAGUAUGAUCAUGGGCUACUCGACCGGUACUGGGAGUGCAAAUGAUUCAAAUGCAUUCCUUAACCAGGCCAUUCCUGGAGCAGAGGCUGAGCACUUACCAGCCCAAGCAAGAAAUCUCCUGAGACUAAUGGAAACUGAUCCUAGAAUUGACUUCAGUGCUGACUGGAAGCUAAUAACGGUGUUUAUUGGAGCCAACGAUCUGUGCAACUAUUGCAAAGACUCUGAUCACUACUCAGCUGUGAAUUUCACCAGCAGGAUUCGGGAAACUCUUGAUAUUCUGCACAAGCAGGUUCCAAAAGCUCUAGUGAGUCUGAUUGAAGUGAUGGACGUCCUCCCUCUGAGACAGUUGUUUGUGAAUACUGAAGCUCAGUGCCCCACUUACAUGUCAGAUUAUAUGUGUAGCUGUGUUCUCGCAGGAGAAGAAAACUCACCAAAUUUAGCAAUGGUAGGAGAAGCCACCAGAGCUUACCAACUUGAGAUUCGGAGACUAGUGGAGUCUGGCAGAUAUGAUACUCAUGAAAAUUUCACAGUGAUCAUCCAACCUUUCCUCCGAAAUCUCAAGGUUCCUCUUGAUCAGGAUGGGCAUCCAGAUAUCUCCUACUUUUCACCUGAUUGCUUCCAUCCAAGCCAGAAAGGCCAUUCUCAGCUUGCCAGGGCUCUCUGGAAUACCAUGUUGCAGCCUGUAGACCAGAAGGGUGACUCUUUUGAUUUUACGGAUGACAUUGUCCUCGACUGCCCAACUCAGAACAAACCAUUCCUGGGAACAUACAAGAAUGGCAACUACACGUAUCCACCUGUGGAGCCUACUAAUGAGCCAGUAGAGAAUUGGGGCAGUGACCUGCUGUGUUCUGAACGGGCUCCAUCCAGUCACGUCCCAACUUCAGUACAUGAGCUACGACCUGCUGAUAUCAAAGUCAUAGGAGCACUGGGAGAUUCCCUGACUACUGCAGUAGGAGCCAAAGCAACUGAUCUACUAACAGAGUGGAGGGGACGUUCCUGGAGUAUUGGAGGUGAUGAGACCCUGGAGAUCCAGACUACUUUACCUAAUAUCUUGAAAAAAUUCAACCCGAACCUCUUUGGCUUCUCCACUGGCAGCUCUAAGGAGACAGCUGGGUUCAAUGCUGCAGAGGGAGGCGCCACAGCACGCAAUAUGUCAGCCCAAGCACAUGAACUGGUGGAGCUAAUGAGAAGCAGCUCGAAAAUUAACUUCAAGGAAGAUUGGAAGCUGAUCACUGUCUUCGUCGGAGGCAAUGACCUAUGCCAGUACUGCUUGGAUAAGGAAACCUAUUCAGUGCAAAAGUAUGUAAAGCACCUUCAGAACACUCUGGAUAUAUUCUAUGAGGAGCUCCCAAGAGUCUUUGUCAAUGUCGUGGAGAUACUAGAGAUUUCUGGACUACGUCAGAUUGCAGCAAGCUCUUUGGAGUGCACAUUAGCAGCAAAGGAUGCUUGCCCAUGCUUCUUAAACCCCGAAGAAAAUUCUUCUGAACUACAAGAAAUUAAGAGAGUUAACAGAGAUUUUCAGGCUGAAAUGUUACAGCUUCUCAACAGUGGUCGGUAUGAGGAACGUGAGGACUUUGCAGUUGUCAUACAGCCAUUUUUUCGAAACACCUUGUUGCCCCUGGAUAGCAAUGGCAAGCCAGAUCUGAGUUUCUUUGCUGCAGACUGCUUUCAUUUCAGUGCAAGAGGCUAUGCUGAGAUGGCCAUGGCUCUCUGGAAUAAUAUGCUCGAGCCAGUUGGUGAAAAGCAGACUUACAACAACUUUACGUGGGACAGAUCAAAAUUGAAGUGUCCAAACCCAGAGAAACCCUUUCUUUCCACACUGAGGAAUAGUGGAUUUGGAAAUUCAGAUCUCAUCUUGAAGAAAACCGAACCUUCAGUCCCCUACUGGGCUGUUAUCGUGGCUGCGGUAGCUGGAGUUCUAGCAGGUUCUUUACUCAUCUGGGUUGUGUCAGGUGGAAGAGUCACGAGACACCAACGUAAGGCUGACACAGAAAACAGCAUUAAAAUGGUAUCUUUGUAAAACAAGAGGAACAAACAUCUUUCUUUGCUGAGGCUGCUCUCUGGUGUGACAUGGAGAACAGCAGAAUAAAAAAGACCCAUUGAACGUGAACGAAGCUUCUUGGUUAGGCAGGGAUUUAGGGGCCCAAUAAUUGUGAUCAGAGUUAGCUUCUGCAAAUCAGUCAAGUGGAGGGUGAAGUUAGAAGUGUUAAAGCUUUUCCUUCUGGGAUGUAAUUCUCUGCUUCAUGAAUAUCACUGAGAAUGUCAAUUGUUUACGUGAAGUAACAAAAUUGUUUGUUCGUCUUGGCACCUUAAUUGUACAUCUGCCCCUUUUUCUUAUAAAACUCUACAUUUGAAAUGUUAGAUAUAAGUCCAUGUUUGCAACCUGGUAUUCCCCAACAGCAAGGUAAGUGAGAUAAAAAAGAAAAGCUGCAAUUUCAAGUUGGAUUCCAGCAAGACCAUUGAGUUGAGGUGCUAAGGUUGUUCUACAUGGGCAAGUACAAUGCCAUUGAAACAUUUUCAAAGCAACUUCUGAGCAAUUCUGAACAUCCGUGUGUCAUUCCUGAUGUGGUGCUGGGCAAUGAAGCUAGAAUAACUGCACCCUCACCACUGCCUUGGACUUCAGGUUCUGUCUGUCUGUGAGCGGACAUGGAACUGAGUCAUACAUAUCACUUCUCCUGUAGGGCUGAACAGCCCAGGGACCAUCCUGUCUUCCUGCCCACCGCUGUAUAGCAGCCGGUUCCAGAAUGAGUCUUCCUGCGAAGAAGGAAUUUCCUCACUAGGAUGGAGUAGGGGGUCUAAACAAAAAUGGAGUAUCUAAAUAUUGACCUAACCUGGUUUAACCCUUCUUAUAGGAUUUGUGGUGCUUUCAGCUCUCCCAAACUGGGGUGUCCAUGGCUGUUCUCCAAGGAAGAAUUUGUAAAGUGUUUUACAAAAUUCUGAUCAGGAGUUCAGAGGAGAUCCUUCCUAGAAUCUAGACAUUACUUGUUUUAUAUUUGAGUCAAUUCAUACAAUCUAUUAAUCCACAAGAUACUUCAUGAGUUCCCUGUGAUCUUGUUUUCUAAUGAUUUUAUUAUUUCCAAUGUCAAAUACUUUAAACUUAGCUUUCAUUGAAGCCAAAGUGUUGUUUAUAUGGUCAUGAUUUUUUUUUUUAGUAUCAUGAGUAUCCCAUUUCCGCUCCAGAAAUGCAAGUGAGCAGAAAAUUAAAAUGUUGCAGGGAAGAAAGUGUUCCGUGAUUCCUAAAUCUACUCAUUAUGCAUACACAAGCCAUUCAGACUGCUCUUUUUUGUUUCUCUCCUGUCAUUGUCCUUGCUAAGAUAAAAAGAGAUGGGUAAAAUACAAAUUGUAUAGUCAGGUUUCAGGGGCUGUACCUCCAGUCACCCUCCCUUGAUCUGCACUCAAAGGCUGGGCUAGUACUGGUAGGACUUUUAUUUGCCUAAAUCUUAGAUGUGUGUCUGAGUGUGACGGGAAGGUCCACAUGCAGCCCCAAAUGGGGAUAUAUUUGGAAUACAAACAAAACCACCUGCAUCUUGCUUCAGUGCAUUGCAAGCAUCAGCUCAGCCCAUCUCAGCUGCUCUUCCUGUCCCUGUCUUCACCGCAGGUCGUUAAUCAUCUACCUGAUAUCCCAACUGCCGGCACUUAUUUAGCUCAGUAAAUAGAAGCAAACACAGCCUCAAACCUGUAAUGCAAGAGACAAGAUUUAUGGUGUUCCAGACCAUUCCAUGGUAUCUUUACCUCAGACACAGUGUAAAAUAUAAACCUCACAAGUGAGGGACCUGAACAAAUAUCCCAGUGAAUUAUCAAGGCUACAAUCUCCUUUCAUGCUCAAAUGUUGUUUCCAUGAAUCUUUCCUCCUGGCAGCUUGCAUAGGCACUACUCAUGCAGCUUUUGGCUUCGGGAAGGACUAAAAAGAUGCAAUUCUUUGCAGAAUCUUUCAUCAGUGCUAGGUAUUUCAAAGGAAAUCUAAAACAGUAGUUCAUGCUGAUUUACCUUUCUAAAUGAUAUGUGCAUGCAGGAAGUGAGGUGGGGGUCCUAGAGCACGAGUUGGAGCUGCAAAAUACUGCACUGUUCUCGCAUUGAGUUUGCCCUGCCUAGAAAUGGGUACAAGCACAUCUUAGGUUUCACGCUGGUCCCCCCCUGCCAGAGUAACUACACAUCCCCUUUCUUCAAUUAGAAAGCUAAAUUUUGUUCUGAGCUUCUGAGAGUCAAAAUACAAUAGCUACAGCCAGUUGGGAAGUAAAGAGAAAGAUGGCUCUUGGCUCCUCUGGCAUCCUGAAGGAAGCUGGAGUGUAAAUAAUUCUUGUGCAGGAGCCAGGGUGACUCCACUUCGGACAGCAGAUCUCCAGUUCCCUGCAGCGUUCAGCUCUGUAAGGAAUGUCACCAUUACUGAGGCUUUUGGGAACUGAGAAGCAAUUGAGCUUAAAUUAUAUUGGCUCUGCGCUCUUUCUGCAACAGAAGACUUUUUCCCUAGUUUCUGUAGCUGUGCUGUAGCUGUACUCUGCUACUAAAGUAGGAGCACAUAAGACCUUGAGCAGGAACUGACGGGCUUAUUUAGUCUGUGGAAAUAUCUUCUGGCGUCUUCCUUGUGUAGACUGAAGUAUGUGAUGAACUGCACUGACAUUUAAAAAACAUCAAGAAUCAUGCAGUUUGCAGCUGCUCCACAAGCAAAAUUAGUUCCUUGAAGAUAUUACUGCUGAGCAUUCCCUCUGUGCUCAUUAAGCGGAGGUAACAUUAAGCUGGAGUGAAUGACAAAUUAUUAGCUCUGGAUCUUAGUCUGACUGCAUUCAAUGUUACAUUAAAUGAGAAAGAAAUCCAUGCAUCCUGUCUGUAAGUUGUCCAUUCCCCCCUCUUUUUUUAAUAAUAUGCUCUUUGUUUCAAAUGCCCUUAUGGCAUUUUCCCUCAGUGGACCAGAUUGCUUUCUGAUGCACAAAAGAAGAGAGGCUUAGGGGGAACUUCAAGUCUGUAUAGAACAAUGCAUGAAAUAGAUGCCAUCUUAUCUCAUAACUUUGCUGUGGCCAAUGGUGGUCUCACCCACCACUGACAAACACAUCUUCUGUCUAAAGUGAUUUCCUAAUGUCCUAAGAAAACAGGCUUUAUGAAUUCUUUCUCUGGCAUAGAGCUACAACUCAGCCCGUGUGAGCAGUCACUGAAUGACCUUUGUGGGUACUGGCCUUGCUGCCCAGCUCAGGUUGCUGUGAAAGGGUGUUGGGAGUGAGUGUUGAUGCUGUUGCCUGGUCUUUGGAAGUAGUCUUUUCUUCAAAUAGGGAAGUGAUAGAGCCUAAUAAGUGUUGGCAAGUUAUUUUUCUACAACUUCAGCAGCAGUUGAGUUCAAGUUCUGGCCUUCUUUGUUGCUGCUGUUGCUCUUGUCAUGGUACAGUGACUGUAUUUUGCUUUGUAAGGCCAAACGACACAAAAGAGUUUAAUCUAGGGUCAUUUUGCUCCAAAGCCCCACUUAGGUGCUCAGUGAACUUAGGGAAGAGAGGGAAAAUUCAGAAAGACAUCUGCACAGGCAAAUUUUGUGUGGCUUUGGAGACUGCUAAAUGUUUCCUCCCACUAUUUUCUAGAUGGUGAGAAACAGAUGUACUGAUGACAAAUUAUGUCAGCUAGUAAGUAUGUCAUAGAUUGGGACAUUUGGGCAAGAACUUUGUUAUUUUGAGGGCUAAUUACCUAAAACAUUGAGGUGAAAUGACCCACACCCCUCAGAGAGAUGUAUGGAAAAGCUUUGGUUUUUAACAA